Messenger RNA from Notolabrus celidotus (New Zealand spotty), 1655 nucleotides. RefSeq names its product huluwa (gene hwa). Lineage: Eukaryota; Metazoa; Chordata; Actinopteri; Labriformes; Labridae. The record is from RefSeq and is a predicted model, not a curated record. The coding region runs from base 303 to 1268 and encodes 321 amino acids. The transcript has 3 exons.
UUGGACGCACCUGUUGAUCCGUAAUCCUCGUGGCUGCCUUUCACAUCAAGCCUUUGCUUAGUAAACACCGACAGUCUGCAAUGAUGAAGCCAAAAUUGUUAAAAGACAACAUUACCAUUUGGAGGCUGUUUACAUUUGAGAGGCAGGCUGGCAUGCUGGCUUUAGGUGGAAAAGAGACACUCAAACAACGUAGUCCACAUUGAUUGACACAGCAGCCCACCUGUGCAUUCAGACAUCAUCGCGAAUCCUCAGUUGAGAUCAGCUAUUCUCCAAAAAGCAUCCUUUAUGUCCUAUGGGAUGAAAUGUCGCAGAUAAGUCAGACCACAGCAUCAAAUCUGAAUGAAGGUUACCCUGUGACUAAUCUGACUUUAGUGGUGCUUUUGCUCAUACCCUGUGUGGUUAUUCUGCUCCUGCUGAACUGUCUGUUUCUGGGCUACAAGUUACUGAUCCUGUCAAAGAAAAACGGCAGACAAACUAGAGAGGACAAAGAGAUGCUACUGCAGUCCAACCUUAACCUGCACAGAGUCGGGAGACCAUCCGAUUCGGUUUUUACACCUCUACAGGAUGGGAGGAGAGCGUAUAUGUCUCUAUCGGAGCCCGUCCUGCCCCAUCCUGUCACCUCAUCCCGGGCAUCAUCUAGGGAGAGAGCGAGCAGGAUGGAUCAUAGGAUCCGGCUUCUGAGGCCAGACGGUGCCACAGGGUCAGGGUCUCUGAGGGCGCCGAGCACCAUCCGGGCCACCUCCUCUGCGGCUGGUUACACCCCAAGAAUGAACCUGGCCUCUGGCUCACGGAUUUACAGCGUCAGUAAAGCGGGCUGGUGUAAAAGUGCUCCACUUUUAGCACAGUCCAGUGAUUCAGAGGCUGAGACCAGAGUGAACCUGGUCCCACCAAACUCUCCUAUGCAGGAGACAGAACACGAAGGGCACAUUCGCCGUAGCAGAUCUUAUGAUAUGCUGACAGCUGUGAGUCCAGGUGUUGCAGUUCAUGUGUUUGACAAAGUGGAUAUGGAGUUUGAAUGCACCAACCAACCCUUAGAGACGUCCUGCCUGAACACAUCAGCAGUGGGUCCUGGACUGGACAGUGACUUUGGAGCCAGUGCAGGUGUGUCCCUACGGAUUCUGUCUGCAGACAGUGAUGGUCUGUCUAACGGUGUUCUAUCUUCAGCCUUGGAGUGGGAUUAUUAUGACCCAUGCUACGUCAAACAGAAUAAUUUACCCAAACACAAACACCACAGACCAGUGAUUCACACUAAACAGUACUGGGUCUGAUUUGCCCACACUUUCAGUGUUUGAAGUAGUUUUAGCGUUUAUUUAUUUUAUAUCCUAUUUAUUUUAAUCUAAAAGCUUAUAUGUGUUCUAUUGUUUGUAAAGAGUUAAUUUAUUAAAUUAGUUUCACUGUUAAUCACUUUGACUUCACAAAUGAACACCGCUUCUUUGACGUAGAAUGCACUGAGUUUGAUCAUAGUUUAAUAUUUUUCACUAAACACACAUUCACCAACGUUAUUGUGGCAUAUUGAAUAUGUGCUUCUUCACCUAUUGUUAUAGUUAUAAUCACAGUUAUAGAUUUCAGGAGCAAACAAUCACACUAACAUUUCUGUUCAAUAAUUUUGUUAUAUAUUUUGAAUCACUGAACAAUAAAGAUAUAUUUAGAGUUUA